AUGAAUUGAAUAAACAUUAAAUUAAUUCUUAAAUUAAUUAUUAAUAAACUUAUUAAUAGCCCUAUUAAUAGAGCUAAUUAUCUUAAUAUUAGAUACAAUAUUACUAUUUUAUUAUAUGUAUUUGAGGAUUUAUUCCUUAAUAAAUUUAAAUCCUUAAAAGAUAAGCAAAUUCAUUAUUAUAAUUAUAUAUUGAAUAAUAAUAAGUUAAUUAAACUUAACUCUACAUCUAACAAAUACAUAGCUUAUAACUUUAAUAGAUAUGAAUUAUUAAAAAAUAUGCUAAUAUCUAGAUUAACAUCUAAAUUAAUAUAUGACUUAAUAUAUAAAAUAUUCUAUAAUAAUAUUAAUAAAUCAUCUAGAUUUAUAAAUAAUUAUGUGUACUUAGUUAUAAGUAAGCCCAAAGUAAAAAUUAAUUUAUCUAAUGUUAAAAUAUCAUUUUAUUACUAUUUACCUAGUUAUAAACCUAACUUAUUCAUUAAUAGAACAUUAUUAUAUUUAAAUAAUAAUAAUCCUAAAUUAGCUCAAAGUACUUUAUCCAAAGGGAAGUUAGAUAACCUUAAGUAUUCGUUUAUUUCUAAUAUAAUUAAUAACAUAUUUGAACUUAGAAAUAAUAAGCAUUUAUCUGAGAAUUUAAACAAUAUUAUUAAUAAAAAAUCUAAUAAUAUUUAUAGCUCAUCUUUAUAUAAUUUAAUUGCUUAUAGACUUAAAUUUAGAGUUUUAAAUCAUAAUAUUAAUAAUGAUUUAACUCGUUAUUAUAUUAAGAAUUUAUUGACUAAUAUUUAUUCAUCAGUUAAUAUAGUUAAAAAUAAAAAAGGUCACGGUAAUUUAUUACCAGUAUCAAUAUACAAUAAUAUAUUAAAUGAUAUUCCUCAAGAAAAUAAUUGAUUAUAUUCUGGAUAUACUAAUUUAGAUACCAAGAAAAGAAUAUACAAGAUAUUAUUAAAUAGAGGAAAUAAAGAUUUAAUCUUAAGUAAUACGAAAUAUAUUAGUAAUAACACUAAUAUGGAUUCUAAUUUAGUAAUUAAGAGAGCAUUCCACAACUCAUCAGAUAAUAAACCAAAUUAUUUACAAUUAAUAGUCUUUAGUAUAAACAAGUUAUUCAACCAAUUAAAUGGCAAUAACAAUAUUAAUAAUAAAUCAAUAAUUAAUGUAAAUAAGUUAUCUAAUAUACUAAGUAAAUUCUUUAACAAUAAGAAAGUUAUAAUAAACCCAAUACAUUUAAAAUAUGAGUAUAAUAAUACUGACAUAUUAAUGCGUAUAUUAUCUAAUAGUAUAGAUGAUGAGAAUGACAGAGAUAUUGACAGGAAAUUUAGAAAGAUAUUAUUAAAUAGAAAAUUAGUAUUAAAUGAUAGUAAACGGAUCUUAAAUACAAUAAAAGAGAACAAAUUAGUAUCAAUAUCUAAUAGAGACAAUAUUUAUGAUAAUCAAUUAGAUUAUCAGAAGGAAUUAAACGUAAAUAAUAGUAUAGACAAUAUAAGUAAAGAGAGUAUUAGAGACAUAUUAUUACCCAAUAUGAACAUAAAUUUAUCAGAUAAUAUAACAAAUAAAUAUUUAGUAGGAACCAAAUUUGAAUAUAAUGGUAAAUAUGGGUCUAGUUGAGGUAAACGUAGAUCUAACAAGUAUUCAUAUAAUAAAGGUACAUUUAGAAAUUAUUUAAUAGAAUAUAAUCAAGUUAAGAACAGUAGUUAUAAUUUAAAUUAUAUAAAACCGGGAGUAAGUAAAGGAUAUAUAGGAAAACACACAUUUAGUGGUAAAGUCGGUAUUAAAUUAACAUUAAAUAGAAUAUAA
Molecule: messenger RNA, 1788 nt
Organism: Ogataea philodendri
Lineage: Eukaryota; Fungi; Ascomycota; Pichiomycetes; Pichiales; Pichiaceae
Source: the annotation of a RefSeq genome assembly